Colletotrichum aenigma is the source of this 327-nucleotide messenger RNA. RefSeq lists its product as uncharacterized. The coding region runs from base 1 to 327 and encodes 108 amino acids. The record is from RefSeq and is a predicted model, not a curated record. The transcript has 2 exons. NCBI's taxonomy places the organism in Eukaryota, Fungi, Ascomycota, Sordariomycetes, Glomerellales, Glomerellaceae.
AUGAAGGCCUCCGCACUCACACUAGCUGCCGCUUUCUUCAGCACCGCCCUCUCUCAAGAGUUAUUUAGAUGUCGCUGCGCGGACGCGAACGGCGAAAACGUCCAUGGCAUCAUACCCCUUUGUGCAGAAAGGGGUGGGGAAAAUGCAGACCUUUUUGACGAUCUGUGCAUCAAGCUUACCUCCAAGCUCACCGACGAGGAUUGCGCCAAGAUCCAGCAAGGCUCCAAGGGCGACUGCAUCGUGGACGUCCAGGAAACAGGUACUACCUUGGUCACGACAGUCUACGCAUCAACCACGGUCACGCCCACGGCGAAACCCAAACUCUGA